AUGGCUAACCCCAGCGAUUCCACCACCCAUGGUCUGUACCUGACCGGCAACUUCGAAGUCGAGAAGAAGGCCAGCAAGGUAUGGCCAACUAACGGCAAUAAGGAGUACGAAGUUGGGUCAAAAUCCGACACCGAUAACGGCGAAGAUAUUAAACCCAACGUAUCAAGCAAAAAACCUGCCAAGUUUGUGCCAGCGCCUCUCAACGCACCCUUCAAGUCGCCCGUUGUCUCUACUGACCUUGCGUCCACCCCAACUCUCGCAUUUGGUUCCCAUGAUUCUGGACCCCCGUCCAUGUCCCCAGCGUCUUCUAGACCAACACCAGGACCAUCCCACAGUUCUUCCGACACUGCCACCUUCAACCUAGCUCCAACUCCGCUAGGGAAAAAAAGGGGUCGAGCUCAACCAAAGCGCUCUGGUAAGAAAGGCAAGACUCUUGAUUUGACCGAGGAAGCGUAA
This is a messenger RNA of Melampsora larici-populina 98AG31, 456 nucleotides long. RefSeq lists its product as uncharacterized. Bases 1 to 456 code for a protein of 151 amino acids. The record is from RefSeq and is a predicted model, not a curated record. NCBI's taxonomy places the organism in Eukaryota, Fungi, Basidiomycota, Pucciniomycetes, Pucciniales, Melampsoraceae. The transcript is spliced from 3 exons.